AAUGUUGAAAAAUCUGUCAAAAUGUAGGAAAGACCCGAUCUCGUUUUACAGAAGAAGAAGUAAGGACCAUGGUUGUCAAAUGACUUGUGCAAUGUCACAGGUAGUUAAAUAGUAGAGCCCAGAUGCACACAGCCAUCCAAGCAGCGGGAGUGGCCAGGUGGCGCAGGGCGAUUGUUGGAAGAGUCAGAGCCAUGACGACCAUCCAGAAACUCCAUGACUUCAUGGCCAAACCUAUGGGGGACAAGCCUGUGCAGUGCCUGGCGGACAUUAGGGAAAUGCUGGGCAAGGUGCUUGAGGACAAAGGUUAUGACAAAGCCUAUGUGGUCCUGGGCAAGUUCUUCAUGAUGAAAAAAGACAAAGACUUCUUCUGGGAAUGGCACAGAGUCAUCUGUGGGGCCAACGCCAAGCAAUCACAGUGUGUGAAGUGGAAGGGAAUCAUGAGGUAACAAGAUGUAUCCUUUUUAGCCACUUUUCAAACUAAGACCAGAGAGUGAAAGAGAAAACUACCUCCAAAAGGAGGUAGUUUAAUGGAAAGAACCUAGAGGUAUUGGAAAUGGAAAAAAAAAAACCCAAGUAGGAACCUCCCAUGGCUAGUGAAGCACAAUCCUUGCAGUUAAAAAACUAAAACAAGUUUAUUGAAGGUAGGAAGUGGUAGAUAAGGUCCUAAAUCUACACAACUAUAGCUCAUCCCACCAACCUAUGCUCUCCCUUAUGGGGUUUGCUCUUCUGGUCUUCUCAAGCCCUUCUUAUUCCCUGAUUAUAUCUAGACCCCAAAAAGCUAUCUGACUACCUUACUACAGAUUGUCUUUAAAAGGCUGAGGAUGCAGGACUCACAGAUGUACUGAGUCCUUACCCAAAGCCUGGGGUUGGCUUUCUAGAUAAACUCAAAGUCCCAGGUGACAAAACCCUUAGGUUUACCUUAACCAAGUUGUUUCUGACAGGUUAAUCUCUGUACUUCAGGGAAAGGCAGGUCUCCUCCAAGGCAGUUCUCCAAACCAUGAAUUUCCUAAUCUUUCCACAAGAUUAGUCUUUUCCCCAGGGGAUGCCAAAGCAAAGAUCCUCCUUACCAGCUCAGAGGAA
This is a messenger RNA of Monodelphis domestica (gray short-tailed opossum), 1080 nucleotides long. The record is from RefSeq and is a predicted model, not a curated record. NCBI's taxonomy places the organism in Eukaryota, Metazoa, Chordata, Mammalia, Didelphimorphia, Didelphidae.